CUCAAAGCAUUUUGUUUAAAUAAAUUUGGGUCAAUAUCAUUAAUAUCGUAACAAUGGAAAAAUAGAAUAUCUAAAAGCUGAAAAAUCUGUAGCUCUAAAGGAAUGAGCUGCUUCAUCAUAAUCUUGUCCACCAGGUUUUUCGGUUCUGGGAUGUUGCAUUCCUUGUGUGGCCAGACAGCUACAUUCAUAGAGGCAGCAGAACCUGAAAGGUCAACUCCUUGAGGGCAGUAAAUACUUCCCUAAACAACACACCAUGGCAACAGCAAACACACGCACCACCCUUUUAAUCUCCUGCCAUACCAGGACAGCAGCAAGGAGGAAGAGGAUGACCUCACCAGGAAGUGAAUGUCUCUAUGUUUGCAUAAUCAGCUGCACCUGUGUUAGGACAGCCUGCUCUUGGGCUGCAGAUCCAACAGGGCCCCUGUUCCCGACAGGCAGCGCAACUUCACGUGUCUUUCUGCACCAGAUGUGAGGCAGGAAUUCAGACCUUGUCCCACUUCCAAUUCCUAAUCUCCUCUGAGGCUGGGAAAGGUCCUCCUCCUACCUGCAGAGGAGGAGGAGGCACAGUCUGUCGUUGUGGUGUGCAGGGCGGGGCCACAGUGGUAGAGAGAUUGUAAGAAUUGGAGGUGUGCAUUCCCAGCUGCUUUCUGCCACCGGGAAGGAGCACAGGAAUACUGCAUUCUGGCAGGAGCCAGUGGACUAUGAGGAGGGGCAAACAAGGGAAACUGCUGCUUUUACUCCACAGCCCAAGCCUGGGAUUUAUCCCAUACCUGGGUCACACUAACAUAUAGAUCACUCAUUCGUCUGAGGUUCUUUAAAUCCCGACACAAGGACGCUGUUUGGACAGCCUGCUCUUAGCAAAGAACCUCGCAACGUGUUAAAGUUUCACCCAGAGCAGUGACUGUGCCAUGCUGCGGUGAUCCAGGGAGGUUUUGCUGAGCACAUGGAGCUGAAGGUGUGGGUAGAUGGAGUGGCACGAGUGGUGUGCGGCCUGUCGGAGGAGACGUCAUGCCAGGAGGUGGUAAUAGCAUUGGCCCAGGCAAUCGGGAAGACAGGCCGUUAUGUACUGAUUCUGAAACUGCGAGACACUGAGAGGCAGCUGCUGGCCAAUGAAAGACCGUUGGAGUCGCUGGCCAAGUUAGGACAACACAGCGCGGACGUGCAGUUUAUUCUGCGGAGGACGGGCCCCAGCGCCAGCGACGGUCAGCAUACUGAGCGGACUCUUGCCAGGGACAGCUUCCCUUUGCCCAGGCCGGCUGAGCCAGAGCCCCCAAAACGCAAGGAACCCAAAAAGUCCUUGACCUUCAACUUGGGCCCCACAGGCCCUAGUUCCCCACGAACGAGAUUGAAGCAGUACAAACACAGCCUAAAGGACUCACAAGAGCAAGUGGCUCCUGUCGCGUCGAAGGAAGAUGUCUUCAGGCAGGUGCUGCUCCAGCAGGAGAGACUCCAGUCCCUGGAAUCCCAGCUGGAGUCUCUGGAGUCAGAGAUCCAGUCGUGGGAGCAGCCUCCCCCCGGCUGCAAGCUGGAGGACGAGCUCCUUCUGAUGGAGCAGACUGUGCGGCGCAAUGGGGCAGAGCUGGCCCAUGAGGAGUUCUGGGAGACCGAGCUGCAGCUGGAGCAGGAGAGGGAGCAGGACAUGCAGAGGCAGAUUGCAGACCUGCAUAGGAUGCUGGAGGACUGCGGGAUCAAGCUCCAGGACUUCACCACCAAGUCCAGGGCCCUGGAGCAGGAGAUCUCGCAGGAGAGGAUGGGGAGGACUAGGAAAGGCAAGUCCGCCAGCCCAGAGGAGACCAUUUCCCUCGUGAAGGCUGAGAUACACAGCCAGUACAAGCAAAACGUGGAGCUGGAGACCUCCCUGAGUGAGACCGAGAGAGCCUUGGUCAAAACCGAGGCCAUCCUGCAGGCAAAGAACGAGGAGCUGGACGAGCUGAACAAGGAGCUAAGGCAGUGCAACCUACAGCAGUUCAUCCAGCAGACCGGCACUCCAGGCGCCCCGCCACCCCGCGGAGAGCACCACGCCCUGCCGCCUCACGCCCAGCCUGAUGGCCUCGCCAGCGCAGGCUCUUCGCUCUCCAGCUUGGAGUCUCCCCCUCGGCCCACAGCGAAGCAGUUCCUGGGGAACCCCCGAAACCUGCAGAACCCACUUGUGGCCAGCCUGAACCCCGAGGUCCUAUCAUCCAGAGAGACUUCGUGGAGAUAAAACAGGGCCAGCACGUGGAGGAAAUGUUCACUGUUCACUUUAUAUCACAAUAUAUUUAACCUUAUUAUUGUCAUUUUCUUUGUAAAAUUGAUUUAUUUCUGUGAAUUAUUACUUUAUGUAUAUAAACUUAUUAAAAAUUGCUUAUGUGUUUUA
Messenger RNA from Lepisosteus oculatus (spotted gar), 2356 nucleotides. RefSeq names its product Ras association domain family member 7a (gene rassf7a). Gene Ontology annotation, biological process: signal transduction. The record is from RefSeq and is a predicted model, not a curated record. Lineage: Eukaryota; Metazoa; Chordata; Actinopteri; Semionotiformes; Lepisosteidae.